AUGAUCAUAUUUUCCGGCUUUCGUCUGUGUUGGUUACUUACAGUUAGUGUUUGUCAUCUGGCAACCACCACAAAUAAGAUGCAAACACAAACAUCACGAUCACAUAACAGUAGUAGCGUCAGUCAAGAGGUGGAGGAUAUUUUUCGGAAUGGAGGUGAGCGGACAAAAGGAAAAUCACAAGCUUUAUUAGAGAAUCAAUCGCGUUAG
Clunio marinus is the source of this 207-nucleotide messenger RNA. NCBI's taxonomy places the organism in Eukaryota, Metazoa, Arthropoda, Insecta, Diptera, Chironomidae. The record is from the annotation of a GenBank genome assembly.